Molecule: messenger RNA, 4593 nt
Organism: Talaromyces atroroseus
Lineage: Eukaryota; Fungi; Ascomycota; Eurotiomycetes; Eurotiales; Trichocomaceae
Exons: 11
Coding region: 1-4593 (1530 amino acids)
Biological process (GO): transmembrane transport; protein phosphorylation
Molecular function (GO): protein kinase activity; ATP binding; transmembrane transporter activity
Source: RefSeq, a predicted model, not a curated record
AUGAGCCUCACAACUUCGGUGCUGGUACGCUACUGUAUUCUCGUUGCUGUUUCUUGCAUGUACUUGGGUGUCUACUGGAUAUACGACCUCCCUUCGGCCCUCUCUACCCAGCUACAGUUUUACCUCACUCUGUCGAGUCCUCAAUACACGUAUCUUCUCUCCUCCCUUUAUAUAGCCUUUGCUGUACCAAGCAUCGGGUUACCUUUCUUCUCUGGGUGGGCCAUCCAGAGAUAUGGUGCUCGACCACUGUUGUACUGCUGCUUAGCAGCAGUAUUUGGUAGCCAGCUGGGAUUCUGUGUCGGUGUACAGACCAAAUCAACGGCAGGUUUGGUUGUUGCACGCGCGUUUUUGGGAAUGGGAGGUGAGGUACUAGGUGUACUGGGGACCGAAAUUGUUACAAGAUGGUUUCCCGGAGACAAGACAGGCCUUGCAAUGGCUAUCUAUGAAAGCAUUUCUUCUCUCGGUAGCGUCGCAAACUCGAACUUGACGCCGCGAUUGACUGAAACCUACGGUACCUUGACAGCAACCUGGUUUUCGAGCACGUUGGCUCUUGGACUUGUCGCUCUCAGUGCUCUAUAUGUGGUGGCCGUUGAUGUCAACGAAGAUUCCGCAGAGAAAGAAGGGAAAAAAAAAAUUCGUCCAGUCUAUCCGUCGACUUCCACGAAGUUAUUGCGAUUCAUCGCGUCCAGAUUUUAUGCCGACAAUCAAACCGCUGCGGGUCUAGCUGUUAGCAUUGUACAUUUCGUGGGAGGAGUUAUGCCUAUGUUUCUUGGAAUGUUGCUCGAGAUUCCAGUACUGAGGAACUAUUCACUUGCUCUUCUCUACUCCCAGAUAUUGAUGCUCGUUGCGCAUACUCUCUUCUUGGCGGACUACGGUGAGCCAAUACUUCCCUUGUCCCUAAUUGCCAUUGGAAAUGCACUAUUCUCAGCUGGUAUAUGGGCAAGUGUAUCUGUUAGUAUUAUGCAAGAUGAAGAUUCAGCGGAAAUGCCGUUGGAAUUAGAGUCGACGGAAAAUGCCCCAGAAGUAGAGCUGGAGGAAGAAAGAAAUUUCGAUUCAGAUCGCCUACUAAGUAUUCCUCCUGCAGUGGAAGACAAGGUACAUGGAGACGAUCUGAUAAUGAUUGGUUACGGAAUUAUCACAAGCCUCAUGGGUAUCAGCAUCGUGGUAACGCCUUUCUUUCUCACUGCUGCAGAGCGUUGGGCAGGAUAUAAUGGUUUGGAAAUAGUGUUUGUAACUUUGGCUAGUAUUGGCGUCCUCACAUGUUUAGGAGGUUCUCGGCUAAACUUAUUCAUUCGCGCUCGCUUCUUUUCGUCUCUUAAUAAUCCUGUUAUCUUCGGACGAAAUUCAUAUUGCAACGCAACGCAACUUCAAACCACCGUUCGCCCCCAUCACGUUAUCGCCGUUCCUUCUUACCCCGUACUACGCUAUCCGGCAUAUUCCCACCCCCUCCAAGAGAACCGAGAAGUACAGACGUACCCUAAACACUCGUUCGGCAUUUGGGCAUCUUCAGUAAAGGGAGGCGUCUCCGAAUGGCAUCAGCGACAUCGCCCGGUCUUCUCAUCUGAACAACUACGUAACCUCUCAAAGAGGAUAAAGAGGGCACAUUCAACUGGGGCAAUUGGAGUACUUCGCGCUUGUGUUACGCCAUAUCAACACAUGCAGGCAGCUAGGACAAAGACAGAGGCCCUGUCCCAGAAGGCAAAGCUUGUCAAUUCCUACAAUGAGUUGCUUCAGGAAUUUUCUUCCCCCGACCUCCGAGUUGUUGGCAACUACACUCUUGGAAGACUGAUUGGCAAAGGCUCCUUCGGCAAGGUUUACCUCGCAACACACAAACUUACCAAUAAUUCCAAGGUCGUUCUUAAAUCGUCGAACAAGCAGGAUUCCACUCUUGCGCGUGAGAUACACCACCAUCGCCAAUUUCUGCAUCCUCAUAUUGCUCGGCUUUAUGAGGUCAUUGUCACGGAGAAUUUAGUUUGGCUAGUUUUGGAAUAUUGUCCAGGGGAUGAGCUAUACAACCAUCUCUUGAACAAUGGCCCUCUGCCGGUGGACAAGGUCCGACGAAUUUUCGCGCAGCUAGUCGGAGCUGUCGCUUAUGUCCAUAGCAAGUCGUGCGUGCAUCGGGAUUUGAAGCUCGAAAACAUUUUACUUGAUAAACAUGGAAACGUCAAACUGUGCGAUUUUGGCUUUACGCGCGAAUACGAAGGGAAGGCAAGUUAUUUGCAAACAUUUUGCGGCACAAUAUGUUACAGCGCACCAGAAAUGCUCAAAGGCGAAAAAUACGCAGGGGAAAAGGUUGAUGUAUGGAGUCUAGGCAUCAUCUUGUAUGCUCUCCUAGCUGGGGAGUUGCCAUACGAUGAAGAUGACGACCAGGAAACUAAAGCGAAGAUCCUUAAAGAAGACCCUCUCUUCAAUGACAAGUUCCCGGAAGAUUCACAGUCGCUGAUCAAGAUACUGCUUUCCAAGCGGCCUCUUUUGCGUCCAACGCUGACUGACAUCUUAUCGCAUCCCUUUUUGGCGGAGCACGGAGUGGAGCAACAGAUUAUUUUGCAAACAACGCGCCCGUCUCCCUUUACCACCGCUCUAGAGAAGACGACUUUGUUGCGUAUGAAGAGUGCAGGAGUGAAUAUCGACCAGGUCAUAGAACAUGUGCUCUCGCAGCGGUGCGAUGCUCUAGCCGGCUGGUGGGCCCUGCUGAUCGAAAAAGAGGAGCGUAAGGAAAAGAAACGCGAGCGCAAAAGGAAAGAAAAGGAAGCCGAAGCUCGCAGCUUGCGUCGCCUAAGCGCAGCUAGCAGUCGUUUGGAAAAGAUAUCUGCUCUAGUUGAAGUGGACGAAGAGGAUGGUGACACUCUGCAGGCUCGGGGAAGGCGGGAUCGUCGUAGUCUACCAACCCGUCUAACAUUUCAUUUUUCUCAAGCCGACCUUUCGAUUCCAGAAGUUCCCAAACUUCCAGAAGGUUUCGCCAAUCUCCCACCUUUAGAUGUUGGAUUGCCUCCGCAACCAAUAGACAAGGAUUCAGUUCGCUCUCUAAGCUCCACUAGACGACGCCCCAUACCGCCGCCAAAAGAGCACCGUCACUCCAGACCCAGCAUGCUUCAUGUUAGUGCGUCUCAGCCAGAGUUGGCAUCCCAUUCCAGCGGUAUAUUCAAGCGUCGCACAGGCCGACGCCAUCAGCAUUCCUUGAUGAGCCAACUAGCAUCACUCAAACAUUGGAUAGUUGAGUCUGCCAAACGUGCUAAAUCGCCUCAUCCCAGAACACCAAAGAGUACGGGAGGACAAUCCUCCAAGCGAUCUGAAAAAUCUAGUCCUGGAAAAGGCUCAGAUAUUCAGCGAAAACAGGUGGCACGACUGUCAGCAAACGUCGAAACUCCGGUCAUGACGCCAACACAGAUUAAGCGAUCUUCAAACGCCAGCAGCCUCGCUCCUAAUAGUGCAUCAUAUGCUCACCAUCGAAACUCAUAUGGUCGCCAGGCCCGUGCUUCAAGUAAUCGCAAUUCACUAUCUCCAGCUCCUCUCACCCCUCGGGGAUCCUAUCGACGUUCUUCUGCUGGUUUGCGCGGGCGUAAAUCAACGUCUUCUUCCAUCUCCUCUGUACGAAGUAUUCAUCAUGUUCACUCUCAUUCAAAGGCUUCUUCCAUUUCAUCAAAUAGCGUUGACACUAUGUCAACUCCAACGGCAUCUACGAGAAUGAGCCGGUCUCCGCAUACGUCUGUCAAAGUACUCCCGGCUACACCUACUACUGGGUCUCGCUUCCCUAGUAACAUUCGGCUAGUGCGUAACCCGCCCAAUGCUCUACGGGACGCAAAUGACCCUGAGAAUCAUGGCAUAUACUCAGUGUUCAACGAAACAUUGCCCGCACAGUCACAAGGGUUUAUUUUUGCUCGACGAAAACGAACACCUUUCAGGGGGCCAAUGCUCAAUACUAAUAACGUGAUUUUUUCGAACGGGCCCGGGACGCCAAACUUAUCACCGCCACUUCAAAAGGGGGGAGCAUCAAGUGAAAUUGUCAAACCAAUUACCCGCAAAAGCCAGAUUAUCGAAGAAGAAGAUGCUGUAGUAGAAGAAGAUGAAGAAGACAUUGAGGAAGUUGACACGUUUAGUGAUCCUGGCAUCACUGACACCAGUCUUGAUGUCGUUGCGGAGCCUCCAGCUGAGUCGGAAGAGGCCACUCAAUCAGAAACAAUCAUAUCGUCAAAUAAAGGAGAUGAAGAGAGGGAAGAUUCGGCGGAGAUUCAUGGUAGACCUACUCUUGAACCGGCAGUUGAUCUUCCAUUGCCUAGUGAUGAUCUGCUCCUACCGCGGUCAUCGUCACUUCACGAUCCAGAAGCUCAGCAGCAGUCUUUGCCAGACCUCGCUGAAGACCUUGAACCAGACGCGGUUGCAGAACAAGAAACUCCCAUUUUCGAGUCUGAACGCCAGACCGAGGCCGAUCCUAAACCCGCGACUGGGAAUGAAUCCGUCGUCGAAGACACAAAUCAAACAACCGAGGACGUGGAUUCCUCGUCACAGCAGCCCACUGCAAGCGAGUUAGAGACUGACAUGACCAAAGAAGACACCGCCGCUACUGCUACUACUACCACUCCCCCUUUAACUUGA